Messenger RNA from Suillus bovinus, 363 nucleotides. RefSeq lists its product as uncharacterized. Gene Ontology annotation, biological process: proteasome-mediated ubiquitin-dependent protein catabolic process. The annotation marks the transcript as partial. The transcript is spliced from 2 exons. The record is from RefSeq and is a predicted model, not a curated record. Lineage: Eukaryota; Fungi; Basidiomycota; Agaricomycetes; Boletales; Suillaceae. Gene Ontology annotation, cellular component: proteasome complex.
CCAGUAAUGGAAAUCGUUGAUGCGCGACCGCAGGCCGUUGGAAUCCCGACGGAUGCAUACUUUGCAGUAGAAGAAAUCAAAGACGACAGUACGGAAACGUGGAAGACUUUCCUUCACGUCCCUUCUGCAAUAGAAGCUGAGGAAGCUAAGGAGAACAGUGUUGAACAUCUCCUACGCGAUAUCAAAGACUCAACCACCACCACCCUCUCAACACGUGUUUCUGAGCAGCUCGCAUCACUUCAAGGACUUCAAUCCCGACUACGAGACGUGCAGCAAGUAUCUGCUGGACGUUGCAGCGGGUACGAUGCCGCUCAAUCACCAAAUAGUUUACCACCUGCAAGACGCACUCAACCUACUUCCUGA